Messenger RNA from Saprolegnia parasitica CBS 223.65, 1428 nucleotides. RefSeq lists its product as hypothetical. The record is from RefSeq and is a predicted model, not a curated record. NCBI's taxonomy places the organism in Eukaryota, Oomycota, Saprolegniomycetes, Saprolegniales, Saprolegniaceae. The transcript has a single exon. The coding region runs from base 1 to 1428 and encodes 475 amino acids.
AUGCGCCGGCGGCCGGUGCCGCCGCCACCCCGGCCGUCGCGGGACUCGAUUACCGCGGGUCCGAGCGCCACGGACAGAUGCCUCCACGCGCCGUCGUACUACACCAAGCUACUGGCCUCUGCGAACGGCCGCACUCUCCAGCAGAACGACGACCUGGUGCGCUGGCUACUCGAGACGCACCCGGUGGUGCACGCGACACUGACCUCGUGGGCCGUGCGGGGCAGCGUCGACAUGACCGCCCUUGUCGCGAUGACGACGAUGCAGACGCACGCGGCGGGCGCGGCGAUCGUGGCGCAGGAUGUGACGCCGGCGGGGAGUCUCUUUGUCGUCGCGACGGGCUCGUGUACCGAGUACGUGCGGCCGCACCGGUUUGGCCACAGCCGACGCAAGAGGCAGAUGCCGGCGCGGUCCUGGCGCACGCUCACGCCCGGCCAGAGCUUUGGCCUCGACGCGCUCUACUACCAAUUCGAGUUCCACUACGUCACGGUCGCAUCCAAUGGCCACAUUGAGCGCAGCGCCAUCGGGCUCCCGACCAACACGCCCGCGCUCAUCUUUGCGCUGACGCCGGCGACGCCAACGGACGUGGCGCUGAUUGCGUCGCUGGUUCCGACGUCGCCGCCGUUCCCGUACGACGCGCACGUGCUCCGGUGCCUCCAAGCCACGUUCCUCUUUGCGGGCUUGGCGACACCCGCGCUCGAGUUUGUCGCUGGACACGUACCGCCGCUCCUGGCCGUGCCCCGGGGCGAGUACCUCUUCACGGCCGGGCAGCCCACCGGCAUCUACCUCGUCGCAAGCGGCGAGCUCCGCGUGUAUACGAUCGACAACGUCGUCCUCGUCCAAUCCGAGGACCGCCACGUGGCAACGCGCCGCGUCGAGCUGCAGAUCCUCCGGCCCAUGGACGUCGCAGGGCUUUCCGAGAGCUGCACGGGAGACGACGCGACGUUCACGACGUACGGUGUCGCGUCCGUCCUCUCGCAUGUCUACGUACUGCCGACGAACGCGCUCUUUUCCGUCUUGACGCCGUCGACACGGGCGUUCCAGAGCGUGUGCGCCUACUUUCGCGUCCAGCGCGACUGGUUCAAGCUGCGGCGGUUCACGGCCUUGAACCGCUUCAACGCCGAGGUCGAGCACAAGCUUACGCCGGGCAUGCAGCGCAAGAGCUUACUCCCGUGCGGUCGGUGCGGCGAACCAGGCCACCUCUCGGACGCACUAGUCUGCAAGCACCACGUCGACGUGACCAUGGACGGGCCGACGCAGCUCGAGGUGCUGCGUGCACGCGACGUGGCGCGGACAGCGCGACUGGCGGCGAUCGCAGUCGACGCGCGGCCGCCGUCGCUGGUCGCCUUGUCGUCGAACGGCUCGUCCCGCCUCGAUCGCGUCUUGGCGCGGCUGGACGCGGCCCUCGGCGCAGUCCAUCGACCGUUUUAA